Messenger RNA from Conger conger (European conger), 6013 nucleotides. It is a transcript of the gene megf6b, whose product is annotated as multiple EGF-like-domains 6b. NCBI's taxonomy places the organism in Eukaryota, Metazoa, Chordata, Actinopteri, Anguilliformes, Congridae. Gene Ontology annotation, molecular function: calcium ion binding; protein binding; scavenger receptor activity. Bases 27 to 4829 code for a protein of 1600 amino acids. The record is from RefSeq and is a predicted model, not a curated record. The transcript has 38 exons.
CUGACUGCAUCUCGCACUGAAAAAUAAUGCAUCUGAACGUCUCUACACUACUAUUUAUUAUAAUUAACGGAAUGUUGGCAUUAUCUCACCAGGGAAGGAAUCUACAGCCACAUAUGCCGAAUGUGUGUGUGGAGCGUGAGGUAAUGCUGGUGGCUCAGAGGCAGCCGUGUAUCCAAGCCUUCACACGAAUGGUGAAGGUGUGGAAACAGGGCUGUGCUGGACAAAGCAGCUGUCUGGGGUAUGAAAGGAGGACUGCCUAUUACACAGCUUACAGACAGGUGUACAGACAGGACUACCAGGCUGUGUAUAAGUGUUGCCCUGGCUGGUCUCAGCUUAAUGGAGAGGCUGGCUGCCUGUACCCGGUCUGCAGCUAUGGUGUGUGUUUCAAUGGAGGACAAUGUGGACAAAGCUCCUCCCAGCUCUGUGACUGCCCCGCUGGCUUCAGUGGACCCAGCUGCCAGUACGAUGUGAACGAGUGUGAGGAGACCAACGGCGGCUGUGAGGCUCUGUGCUGCAACACCAUCGGCAGCUUCUACUGCAAAUGUCCCAAUGGCCAGCAGCUGAAGGAGGAUGGGAGGACCUGUCAGGAUGUUGACGAAUGCCAAGUCCACAAUGGAGGCUGCCAGCACACGUGUGUGAACACCAGGGGCUCAUACCACUGCGAGUGCAACCCAGGGUCACGGCUACAUGUCGACGCCCGCACCUGCAUCGCGGUGCACUCCUGUGCAGUCAGUAAUGGGGGCUGUGAGCAGGUGUGUGUUCAGCUGAGCCCUGCAAAGUUCCAGUGCCGCUGCAGACACAACUACGAGUUGGCCCAGGACGGCAAGCACUGCACCUUGCGCAAAGUGUGUGAAGACAAGAAUGGGGGCUGCAUGCAGCGCUGUCGGAACGAGGGGGGCCGGGUGCACUGUGAAUGCCACCCUGGAUACAGGCUGGCUGCGGACGGCAAGGCCUGCCAAGAUAUUGAUGAGUGCCGCACAAGACAGGCAUCCUGUGCCCAUGGCUGCCGAAACACUCCAGGCUCCUUCAUCUGCACCUGUGACCUCGCCCAUGAGCUGGGUGCAGACGGUCGACAGUGCUACCGUAUCGAGAUGGAGAUCGUCAACAGCUGUGAGACUGAGAACGGUGGCUGCUCUCACCACUGCCAGCACUCCACCAAUGGGCCUGUCUGCAGCUGUAACCGUGGCUACCAGCUGGGAGGCGACUUCCGAACAUGCGUGGAUGUGGAUGAAUGCGGAGCAGGAAAUUCUUGUUGUGUGCAGGAAUGUACCAACUACCCAGGGGGGUAUGAGUGUUACUGCAGGGCAGGAUAUCGCCUCAAUAAAGAUGGAUGCGGCUGCGAUGACGUGGACGAGUGUCUCUCAGAGAACGGAGGGUGUGAGCACACCUGCGAGAACAGCGCCGGGUCCUUCCAGUGUGUCUGCAACCGGGGCCACGGCCUGGACGAAGACCGGCGCUCCUGUCUGCCCCUGGAAGGGGCAGUAGAGGCGCUGGGCAGUACCAUGGGGGAGCCAGACAGGCCCAGGCUUCAGCUGACCCUCCUGCAGGACUCCAGCCAGGGCCCCGGGCGCUACGGAGACGAUGAGGAGGAGCCGGUGCAGCUGGGAGACCAGCGGGCGGAGAGCAUCCUGGCAGAGAAGUUUGUUUGUCUGAACCACACCUUUGGCCAUGACUGCAGCCUGACCUGUGAAGACUGCUCCAAUGGUGGGAGCUGCACUGUGGGGCGAGAUGGCUGUGACUGUCCCAAUGGCUGGACUGGAGUCAUCUGCAACCAGACCUGCCCCGAGGGGUCGUUUGGCAGGAACUGCUCCUCCUCCUGCCAGUGUAAGAACAGCGCCCCGUGUGACCCGGUGAGCGGGGUGUGUCGCUGCCCCCCGGGAGUGAGCGGGGUCCUGUGCCAGGAUGGCUGCCCCAAAGGCCUGUACGGGAAGCACUGCAAUAAGAAGUGCAACUGCGCCAACAACGGCCGCUGCCACCGCACCUACGGAGCCUGCCUGUGUGACCCCGGGCUCUACGGACGCUUCUGCCACCUGCAGUGCCCUAAGUGGGCGUUUGGGCCCGGCUGUUCAGAGGAGUGUCAGUGUUAUCAGCAGAACACCCUGGAAUGCCAUCGUCGUCAUGGCACCUGCAUGUGCAAGCCCGGUUACCGUGGUGAGGCCUGCAAGGAAGAGUGCAGUGUGGGAUUCUACGGGCCUGGCUGCAAGCAGAAGUGCAAGUGUCCGUCGGGCGAGGUGUGCAAUCAUGUGACCGGAGACUGCCAGCGUCAGUGUCCUGCCGGCCGGACCGGAGACGACUGCAGUCAAGAGUGCCCUGAUGGGAGUUUCGGGGUGGGGUGCACCCAUUCCUGUGACUGUGCCGGGUCUGUGUGUGACAAGAUGACCGGCCUGUGCCACUGCCCUGCCGGCACCACUGGGGGGCGCUGUGAGAAAGUAUGUUUAGACGGGUAUUGGGGUCAGGGCUGUAAGGAGCUGUGCCCAGCCUGUGAGAACGGAGGAGUGUGUGACAAACAGAACGGCACCUGUCACUGCCCUCCUGGGUACAUAGGCAGGCUGUGCCAGAACGUGUGUCCGGCCGGGCGGUUCGGCCUGGGAUGUCAGCUGCGGUGCGUGUGCGAGGGCGGCGGGCGGUGCCAUGCGGUCAGCGGGCGCUGUACCUGCGGCCCGGGCUGGACCGGGCACGGCUGCAGGAGAGCGUGUGACGCCGGGCGUUGGGGGCUGGGCUGUGCCGCCGUCUGUGACUGCAGGAACGGUGAUGGCGGUUGUGACGCGGUGACAGGGCAGUGCCUGUGUGAGCCUGGCUUCACCGGGAGCCGCUGUGAUCAGAAGUGCCCUCUGGGCUCCUUUGGUUCGGGCUGUCGGCACCGGUGCCGGUGUGACAACCAGGCAGCGUGUGACCACGUAAGCGGAGCCUGCACCUGCCUGCCAGGCUGGACUGGAACGUUCUGCGAGAAACCCUGUCCUCAGGGGUUUUUUGGCCUGGAAUGUUGGGAGAAGUGUCCGUGUCUGAACGGAGGGCGCUGUGAUCACCUGACAGGGGCGUGUCUGUGCCCCGCUGGCUGGGCUGGCCCACAGUGCAACAGGACAUGCCAGACUGGUUACUAUGGCGAUGGCUGUAACCAGACCUGCAGUUGCCACAACAACGCCAGCUGCCACCCGGAGAGUGGACAGUGCCAGUGUGCACCAGGCUGGACCGGACCAGGCUGCCGGCAAGCAUGCUCGGUUGGAUUUUAUGGGGCGGACUGCAGCCAGCGCUGUCUGUGCCAGAACGGGGGCGUGUGUGAGCGGGCCAGCGGGCGCUGUGUGUGUCCUGACGGGUGGACCGGAACAGCCUGUGAGCUGGAGUGUGGUGAGGGCGAGUUCGGGCCGGACUGUAGGCAGAGGUGUGCGUGUGAGAACGGGGGACGGUGCAGUCAGCAGAGCGGUCACUGCGUCUGCCGUCCGGGCUGGGUCGGGGACCGCUGCCAGACAGCGUGUGAGGCGGGGCGGUUUGGAGCGGGGUGCGGUGAGCACUGUGUGUGUGAGCACAGCGCCCCCUGUCACCACGUCACUGGAGCCUGCGUGUGCUCUCCUGGCUGGAGGGGCACAGUGUGUGACAGAGCCUGUCUGCCCGGCACGUUUGGGGAGGGCUGUGCGCGACGCUGCUCCUGUCCCCCAGGCACUUCCUGUCACCACGUGUCCGGAGAGUGUGGCUGCCCCCCCGGGUUCACAGGCAGCGGCUGUGAGCAGACUUGUCUGCCUGGUACCUUUGGACUGAACUGUAAUGAGGUUUGCCAGUGCUCAGAAGCUAACCAGCACUGCCACCCAGUGACGGGGCUCUGCUACUGCGCUCCUGGCUACCAUGGGCCAGGCUGCCGACUUGAGUGUGAGGAGGGCCGCUACGGGCCCAACUGUGAGCGUCAGUGCCAGUGUCUGAAUGGAGGAGUGUGCCAGCGUACCACAGGAGCCUGCCACUGCCCACCUGGGUACAUCGGAGCCCACUGCAACACCACAUGCCCGGCUGGCCAUUACGGAGAGGACUGUGCCCGGUUGGUGCUUUGUGCUGGGGGGGCCAGGAACGACCACGUCACUGGCAGGUGUGUGUGUGGCCCUGGACGGAGAGGAGACAGCUGUGAACAAGGCUGCGCUGUGGGCUGGUUUGGACAGGACUGCGCUGAGCGCUGUAACUGCAGUAAUGGAGGAGUGUGCGACUCGGUGUCUGGGGUCUGCCUCUGCGGUCUGGGCUGGACUGGAUCUCACUGCGAGAGCACUUGCCCACUGGGGCGAUACGGACCGCACUGCCGGCACCGGUGCGACUGUCGGAACAAUGCAACAUGUGACAGAGUGACGGGAACGUGCCAGUGUGGCCCUGGCUACUACGGACAUCGCUGUGAACACAUGUGCCCCCCUGGUUUUUUCGGCUCUGGUUGCCAGCUGCCUUGUGAGUGCAGGAGUGGUGUCCCCUGCCACCCAAGUUCUGGCCACUGCAUCUGUCCUGCAGGAUACCAGGGUCCUCGCUGUGAGAGAGUUUGUGAAGAGGGCCGGUUUGGGGAGAGCUGUGCCAGGUCAUGUGACUGUGAUGGAGAUGCCCCAUGUGACCCUCUGCGUGGCAGAUGCCUGUGCCCCCCAGGGAAGACUGGAGCCAGGUGUGAUAUAGAUUGCAGGGUCAGUUGGUACGGCCCUAACUGCGCUCACAGCUGUGUGUGUGAGAACGGGGCGCAGUGUGACCCCAGGAACGGCCGCUGCACCUGCCUUCAGGACUGGAUCGGACUCAGCUGUCAGGAAGGGGGGCCCCCUCGCCAGCCUGACAGAAGUAGGAGAUCGGACGGAUCGCAUCGAGGAAACGCCGUGUAGCGCCUACCGUGUGACUGACCUACGUAGCCUCCCACUCUCACAGGGGCACAGAAUCCAGGCCACGCUGAACCAGAGAGCUGCAUUACGCUAAACACACACUUUUAAGUAUAGAGGUCAGACUGCACUCCGCCAGGGGGUGGCGCUGCAGAUCCAAGCGGCCCAAGGACCUGGAGAACGCUAAUGCUGGACUGAAGCUGCUGUCAAGCAGCGUGUGUGAGAGCAAGGCAGCCUCUAUAGACCUCGGAAGAUUUUGUGCACCUCCAUGGGAAGACAUGCAAUCUGUGAUAUACAUACCGAUUGACUACACUUCUAACGCACACACAUACGAAGACUCAUAUGCACAAACAUAGAGUGAGCUCCAUACUGUUUGGGACUGAAUAUGCCGGUGAUGGUCCUAGGUUCCAGGGCCAGGUCCUCAGUAUUAUUCUGUGGGAGAGAUACCACACCCUGCUGGCAGGGGUCAAGGGUCAGAGUUCAGGGUUCAGGUUGAAAAAAUAAUGAAUAGUGGCUUUUAUUUCAGAUUAUUUCUCUGUCUGUAUGGACAAUUACAUUAUUCUGAAGAGGAUGUGCAAGAAGAAUGGGUUUAAAGGAAGACAUUUCAAGAGAGUGAAAUAUUCACUGUAUUUUAUAUUUUAUAGGUGGAUAUACCCAUCGUAUACCUCUAACUUCCAUUCAGUGGCACUCUUUCAAUCAUACUUGACAACUUUUUAAAUCUUCAUUCUCCUGAUAUCAGUCAUUGCUGUACAUAUUCCUUUGAUAAUAUCAUCAUUAUCAUUUUAGCUGAAGUAUGGAUUAGUGUAGUAUUCAGUAUAUUUAUGAAUGUGCAUACUGUCCUUUAUGUAUGUACACAUAGAAAAUUAUCACUGGUCUUACAUAAUCGUCGACCCCGAACGCAAUUCAGGCAAAGAAAAUUCAUAUAUUACACAAGAACAGAAUAGACUACAGUGUUUGCCUUUGACAACACACUGUGUAAAGAAUAUGCCAACCUAAGCCAAUCUGUUUCAUGGCAUACAGUUGUAUGUUGUGUGUCUCAUACCAAACUCCAUGUGCUUUGGUCUGUCACUUUUCCCUGGUUCAUGAGGUACGAGUUACUUGUGGAACUGAAUAUUAUGUACAUGGGGUACUGCUGUUGCAGCCUUUACUGUACAGGCCUGUGUUAAAUUUACAUUAAGCCUGUGCUCAGU